This is a messenger RNA of Thamnophis sirtalis, 2610 nucleotides long. The record is from RefSeq and is a predicted model, not a curated record. NCBI's taxonomy places the organism in Eukaryota, Metazoa, Chordata, Lepidosauria, Squamata, Natricidae.
CGUACCCCCCCCUCCUGGAGAGACGCGAUUACAAGUUGGAGCUUGCAGCUGCUUCUGGGGAGGGGGCACCAUGAACCAAGGGGUAGGCUAGUGUGGCUCCUGAGUGGCGUGAGCUUGCUGGACAGGUCACCAUCUGGAUUCUCAGAAGAGAGGCCACUGGACUGGCUAUGAGUGCCUCAAGGGAACACACCCAGCCUUAACAUCGCCUGCCGCGAGGUUUGCAGCCAUGAGCAGGUGCCCAAGCGCUGAGGGAGCACAAUGAAUGGUGGCGAUGAUUGCUCUGGUGUGGAUCAAGGUGGGCGCCCAGCAGUCACACCUGUGCCUGUGGGCUGGCAGCGCAGGGUGGAAGAGGGCAGAGUGUGCUAUAUCAGUCCUAGCGGGACGAGCUUGGCUUCCUUGGAGCAGACUCGUGCGUAUCUGCUGGCGGACGGCACUUGCAAGUGUGGGCUGGAGUGUCCCCUCAACGUGCACAAGGUUUUCAACUUCGACCCUGCAGCAAUGGUGAUUGGGAGUGAAGGCAGCAAGGGAGACCAAGACAUGACCAAGCUCUGCAAUCACCGGCGGAAAAUUGUGGCAAUGGCAACACUUUAUCGCAGCAUGGAGAGCCAUGGUCCGCUGGGCCUGUCACAUCUGGGGCCAGGGGCUGGAAUGACUCUGCCACCACAUCUGGCCAUGCCAGGGCCCAGCACUUGCCUGCAGCAGACUCUUUCCAGCAAAGCUCCAACCAGCUUGCCCAAGGGGCCGGAUCUCUCCUUGCAAUGUCCCUCUGAUCGUUAUGGCAGUGCCUGCUCCGGUCCAAGCUCUUCCUUUCCCCGCCAUCACAACGCUUUCUUUGGGGAUGUCUUCCCAGGCCGACUGCCACCCACUGUCAAUGGCGGUGCCCGCCCAACCUUCCCAGCUGAACUGAAUGCUGCCGGGGGUUCUUUCCUGCCCAGCAAGACCUCAGCAGAUGCAUUGACCCGGCCCUAUUCAUCCAACAGUUUCCUCUUCCCCCUGCUAGAUGAGAUGGGGUCUGGUCAAGAGGGCAGCCCUUGGAGUGGCCGUUCCAUCCCUCUUGGGUCCCAGGCGAGUGCUGCCGGCUCGCCUGCCCCGACCAGCCUCUCCUCUGUUUCUUCGUCAGCAGGCAGCGCUGAGCCUUCUCCACAGCGGUCACGGCACUCCUCCGCCUCCUCCGAGCAGGGCCCUUCUGGACACCGCCUGGCUUCCAGGCCCUCCAGCUUGGACGCAACACCCCCGACCAACGCCUUAACCAACCAAAGCAGCAAUAACCUGCCCUCAGUGCCCUUAGGAGCUGCCCCGGAAGGCAAAGGACCGCCUGGCCUACUGCUCCUUCCUCCGCAGGGCCCAGGCUCUUUUCCAGCCAGUAGUUUGUUGAGCGCAGCCGCCAAGGCCCAGCUGGCCAGCAGGGGGCGUCCCGACGAGCUGGCUGCCAGCACUUUACCUAACCGCUUGCUGCUGUCAGUGGUGGGCGGGCGGACACCUCGGCGGCAACGUCGCUCCCCUACUGUCCUGCGCCUGCUCAAGGAUUCUCAUGCAGGGCAGGCGGGGGUCACCCAUCCUGAGGAGACCCCAACCCGUCACCCCUGGCCUCGGGACCAGCCCCCCGGAGGAGGAGAGGCCAAGAAUGGACCCCCAAGCUCAGCCACCCCGGUACAGCCGCUGGCCUCUCUGCUCAGUCUGCUGGCUCCUCCCGGGAGUUCACCUACGCCAGGCCUGCCCCCGCCUCUCCAGGCCCCUGCUGGCGACAGUCCCAAUUCUUUGCCCCCCUUCCAGGACUUCAACAGCCAACUCCUCAGCCUCUUUGGUCAGCUGGCUUCUGCGUCUUCCGAACAGAUCUCAGGGAGUUCCCCACAGCCAAAACCUCCCACCUCCCCACUUGCAUCCCAUGGCCUGCCAGGUGCUGCUGCUUCGGCUUCACUCAUGACUCCCAAAGCCCCUCCCACCCCCAGCCCUGUUACUGUCACCACCAGCACAGUGGAAGGUGGGGGCGUGGGCUGCCCGCUGCCCACAGGCGCCGAUCCGUUCCCUUUCCUGGCACAGGAACAAGCACUGCCGUUUGGGAAUGCUCUACCUCCUGGGCUCUUCCCCCUGGGCUCCUUCCCCUUCUCGCUGACCUUGGGCCCAGAGACACCACUUCCCCCUCUUAACCUGCAGGAGGAGCCAGACGGACAGCCCUUGUUGCCUCUGGUGCUGCCCAGCCUGGAUUUGCUACAACAGCCAAGUGGGCUCCUGGCAUCACUGUUGGCGCUGCCAGAGGCGGCGUGUGAAGGGCAGAGGGAAGCGGCGACAACGGAGCCAUUGUUGGAGCCCUUCGCCAGCUUGCCCGAAACUCUGCAUCCCCUGCUCUUCCCAGCACUUUCCACCCCUUCAGCUGUCCUAGCUUUAAACUCGGCACUGUUGGCAACCGGCCUGGGCUCUUCUGACACAGGACCGAGCCCCACACAGACUGGCCUGGCUAGCACUCCUGUGGCACCUACCUCCACUAACACCAUACCGACAACUACUGAGGGUACCCCCAGUGCCUCUGGGCGUCUGAAUCCCAUAUUGCCUCAGCUUGUCAACCCGCUGCUGAGCACCACACUUCUGGGUGAGUUGAUAGUCAUCUGAUGC